This is a messenger RNA of Paramecium sonneborni, 658 nucleotides long. The record is from the annotation of a GenBank genome assembly. Lineage: Eukaryota; Ciliophora; Oligohymenophorea; Peniculida; Parameciidae.
UAUUAAUUAUAAUGAAGAACCCUUUUGGAAAACUUUAACUAAUAAAAAUGAAUUCAUACCAAAACGAUGGAGAUUUUGAAGAGGAUAAUCCCUAUUUCUAUUGUCAGGGAAGUUUUCUUAGUUAUGAUUCCAAAAUAGAUAUCGAUUAAUAUUUCAACACUCAUCAAAAUCUUGCUGAAACUAAGGUAUAGGGUUAGAUAGAAUAAAAUGAGAAGGCAAAUUCUUAAGAUGAGGAAUAGUUCAUUGUAGGAGAGAUUCAAAAUAUAGAAGUACCUAUUGAAAAUUAGAUUUUUAAAAAAAAAAAGGGUAAAAACUUCCCUAAACAGAUAGGAAAUUAUUUGAUUAAACAUAUCAAACAAUUUCCUGAAUAAGAAAUUCCAAUUGGAAUUCAAUAACUUAAAAACUAAGCAGAUUUAAUGAAAAAAAAUGGAAAACAAUUAUCUUUUGCUAUUUCAGAUUUCCGAAAUGCAUGUUAAGAUAAAAAAAGUUAGAAAUAUUUGAAGGAUUUUUUAAAAAAUAAAUUGCCUCUUUACUAAGUUCACAGUAAUAUGAUUUAUGAUCCUACUGAAAAUUAUGGUUUGAUCGUUAAUGCAUAUGUUGGAGCUUGUAAUCCUUAACUUUGGAAAGGAAACUCUUAAAUUGAGAGGAUUAAGUGAUG